Messenger RNA from Aegilops tauschii subsp. strangulata, 645 nucleotides. RefSeq lists its product as uncharacterized. NCBI's taxonomy places the organism in Eukaryota, Viridiplantae, Streptophyta, Magnoliopsida, Poales, Poaceae. The record is from RefSeq and is a predicted model, not a curated record.
AUGACUCCUUUCCAAGCUCUUUAUGGCUUUCCUCCUCCUAUGGUGGCAGAAUCAGCUCUGCCAGACACUAUUUGUGAGGAUAAUGAGAACUUGUUGCAAAAUAGAGAAUUAGCAGUGGAAGUAAUAAAGCAAAAUCUCAUAAAAGCACAAGCUAGAAUGAAAUUCUUUGCUGACAGAAACAGGAAAGAAAGAGAGUUUGUGGUUGGAGACAUGGUUUAUCUCAAAAUCCAGCCUCACCGACAUACAUCUCUCAGUUUGCACAGACACAUCAAACUACACUUCAAGUUUUAUGGACCAUUCAGAGUUCUGAGUAAAAUUGUGAAUCAUGCCUACAAAUUGCUUGUACCUGAGGACUGCCAGUUGCAUGAUACCUUCCAUGUCAGCCAGCUCAAGAAACAUAUUGGCCCAAAGGUGGUGCCCUCCUCCAAACUUCCCUUGGUGGGAACUGAUGGCACGAUCAUAAUUGAGCCUGAAGCAAUCCUGGAAAGAAAGCUCAUUCCAAGGAAGCAAGAGCUUAAGGACAAGCUCGAGCUCAAUUGGGGGGCAUUGUCAAGCCCAAGUCUGAAUAUCCCAUCUUUCUACGUGCCAGUUAAUCCUACAGCCGUCCAUCUCGCAUCCUGUGGUCAUGAGCCAAAGCUACUGUAA